AUGUGGCUCACAUACACCAAGAGAAAGACAAAGGCGCUCUACUUUGUCCAGUCAGAGUUUCUGUUUCUUAUUCAGAUCGGAAUGCUUCUUUCCAUUGGCAGUGCUGUUACAUUAGCUCUGAGCCCUUCAAGUGCAACUUGUGGAGUCACCAACUGGAUAGCAAGUCUUGGAUACGUCCUUCAGCUCAUUCCUUUGUUAAUCCGUAUAUUGGCAAUCAACCAACUGGCUGCCUCUGGCAAGCAAAUGCAGCGAGUCCGAUUAAACAUCUGGAUGUUGUAUGGUUCUGUUGCAGCAACUGCAGCACUUUUGGUCGUGUUCUUGAUUGUAUGGACACUGGUUGAUCCACCACAAGAACAGCUGCAGUACGAAAUGACUGACUUUGAAACCCCAAAUGGGGAGACCAUUGUUCAUGUCUAUGACUACUGCUGGUCUGAAAAUCAGUUUUGGUAUUAUAUUCACUUUGGCUGGAAGGCUGUGAUCUUGCUCCCAGCCUGCCUGAUUGCCUUGCUGGCAUUGCGGGUGAAGGAAGAUUUGAAUGAUACAAGGAAUCUUGCUGCAGUGCUGUUCAUCAGAGUCUUGUUUCUCAUUCUGAUGGUCUCUGCAGGAGUUUUGGCUCAGGACAACAGAUCUGACCUGAUGGGAUACUGGAGCCUUCUGGUCAGUCUUGACACUAUUGCAUCCAUAAUAAUCUACAUGCUCCCCAAGUUCUGUGACAGCGGGGAGAAGCUUGAGGCUGACCCUUUGCCAGAUGUGUUUGUUCACACCACCGUGGCUCUUCUCGAUAUUGUGGGUUUCACAGCAUGGUGUUCUGUCAGGGAGCCCGUACAGGUUUUCCAGUUCCUUGAACAGCUUUUCCAGAACUUUGAUAAGAUUGCUGAAGAUAAUGGGGUGUACAAAGUUGAAACAGUCCGGGAAUCUUAUGUCGUAGCAACAGGUGUACCGAAGCCUCAGUCAGACCAUGCAGUUCUUAUGUCACGAUUCGUCUACCAGUACAUGAAGAAGAUGCCCAAGUACUUGAGAAAACUUGAGAUUCAAUUUGGACCAGACACCUCAGACAUGUCACUUCAAGCAGGUUUACACAGUGGUCCAGUAACUGGUGGAUUUCUGAAGGGCAAAGGUAGUCGCUUCCAGCUCUUUGGUGAUACAGUUUCUACUGCAAUUCUGAUUCAGAAAUGCAGCACCAGUGGAGGAGUUCACUUGUCGGAGGAGACAGCUGCUUUGCUGGUGAAGGCUGGGAAGAAAAGAUGGGUCUUGGAGCGAGAAGACAAGGUGGAAACCAUUGAGAAGGGCGACAUGAAGACAUUCUGGUUAGUCAUAGGUGGCCUCGGGUCUGGCAUGAAAUACAUGGAACGCCAUGAGUUUACUAGUUUUACUAGCAAUGCACUUAUGACCAUUGGUGUUGGUGACAGUGAUUCGGAGGGUGACGAUGGUGACCUUGCAUCCCAGGAAUGCCACAUCGAGUGGAAUGUGGAAGUAUUCACAGGACUCCUCAAGCAAAUAGUGGCAAGAAAAGCAGCAUUGAGCAAAGGUUCCAGUCCCGGCUUUGAUUUAAACCUUUGUCCUCUUCCCACAAUGCCCCUGGUGGAAGUCAAGGAGAUAAUUGAACUUCCGAAGUUUGACAGAAAAGCUGCAAGGCGGCAACGUGAGCACAUGAAUGCUGAAGUUCCUGAAGAAGUUGUAAGACAACUCAGGCAGAUCAUCACUGAGAUUUCAGAUCUUUACAAUGACAACCCUUUUCAUAACUUUUCACAUGCAAGCUAUGUUGUUAUGGCCAUUUCAAAGUACCUCCAUCGCAUCAUUGCUGCUACAGAGGUUGACUUGGGAAAUACUGAGGAUCGUUUAAGGAGCAGCAUCCAGGCAGCGCUCCAUGACCAUACUUAUGGGAUCACCUCCGAUCCCCUUACCCACUUUGCCUGUGUCUUUUCAGCUCUCAUUCAUGAUGUUGACCAUCCGGGUGUCCCAAACUCCCAGCUCAUCAAAGAAAACAAAACUGUUGCACUAAAGUACCAGAAUCGGUCCGUGGCAGAGCAAAAGUCCCUUGACAUUGGUAUGGCCUUGCUCAACGAGGAUCGCUUUGCCUCGUUGAGAGCCACUAUAUGUGCGGGCCCUGAGGAAGUCCAGCGAUUCCGAGCAUUAGUGGUGAACAGUGUCAUGGCAACAGAUCUUGGGGACAAAGAGCUCAAGGCCCUCAGGAAUGGACAUUGGGAGAAAGCCUUUGCCAAUAGUGAUACCAGUACCGAUGUCAGCUCAACUGUUUCAUCAUCGAAUUCUGUGGAUGAAGAGUACCAGAAACCAGGGCACGAGAAGCAAGAAGCUAUCAAUCGGAAAACCACCAUUGUCAUUGAGCACUUGAUCCAGGCAGCCGAUGUUGCACACAUGUCGCAGCAUUGGAAGAUUUACAGAAAGUGGAAUGAGCGACUCUUCCGAGAGACAUACAAGGCUUACAGAGAAGGCCGUGCAGCAACAAAUCCAGCAGAUGGUUGGUACAAGGGCGACAUUGGAUUCUUUGACUUCUACAUCAUUCCUCUGUGCCAGAAGCUGAGCGAUUGUGGUGUCUUUGGUCCCACUAGUGCCGAGAAUCUCAACUAUGCUACAAGCAACCGCAACAUGUGGGUCAAGGAAGGAGAGGCCAUUACAGCUGAAAUGCUGGCGAAGGUGGAACAGGAAUACAUGCAAGAACAGGCAGUGCCUGCUGAUGAGUUGGUUGAGGUGUGA
Molecule: messenger RNA, 2715 nt
Organism: Seminavis robusta
Lineage: Eukaryota; Bacillariophyta; Bacillariophyceae; Naviculales; Naviculaceae
Source: the annotation of a GenBank genome assembly